AGCUGGAGCCUCAGCCCUAAGUCGCCGCUGUGGGAACCAGACCCGCCCCGCACUGCCCUGCUCCGUGAACCCGCUGCGCCUCCUGCCGCCCACCGCCAGGUCCAGGGCUUCCGCGGCGCUGCCAGGGAGGGAGCCGCUUGUCCUCACCCGGAGUCCCAGAUGGCUUCAGUGACUGAUGGGAAAGCCGGUGUCAAAGAUGCUUCUGACCAGAAUUUUGACUAUAUGUUCAAACUGCUCAUCAUCGGCAACAGCAGUGUUGGCAAAACUUCCUUCCUCUUCCGCUAUGCCGAUGACACCUUCACCCCAGCCUUCGUCAGCACCGUGGGCAUCGACUUUAAGGUGAAGACUGUCUAUCGCCAAGAGAAGCGUGUGAAGCUUCAGAUUUGGGACACGGCUGGGCAGGAGCGGUACCGGACCAUCACCACAGCCUAUUACCGUGGAGCCAUGGGCUUCAUUCUGAUGUAUGACAUCACCAAUGAGGAAUCCUUCAAUGCCGUCCAAGACUGGGCUACUCAGAUCAAGACCUACUCCUGGGACAAUGCGCAGGUCAUCCUGGUGGGGAACAAGUGUGACAUGGAGGAAGAGAGGGUUGUUCCUACUGAGAAGGGCCGGCUCCUCGCAGAGCAGCUUGGGUUUGACUUCUUUGAAGCCAGCGCCAAGGAGAACAUCAGCGUGAGGCAGGCCUUUGAGCGCCUGGUGGAUGCCAUUUGCGACAAGAUGUCUGAUACUCUGGACACGGACCCCUCCGUGCUGGGCACCUCCAAGAACACCCGUCUCUCGGACACCCCGCCACUGCUGCAGCAGAACUGCUCGUGCUAGGCAAGGCCCACCUCCUGAUCUCCCUUCCUUGUGGCCCCACACCCACUCUGCUUCCCCAUUACAUCCGCAGCUGAGCUGCUGCUGUUCUUUGCCUGCAGUGGAGAAGAAGCCUGCCCCCGGGUUCUCUACACAUGGCCCCACUUUACAGACACUCAGCACCGGAGGAACUAGGUCCCAAGGUGGGUGGAGAUUCCCUUUACAAAGGAGACUCCACUUGACAAAGGGGAUUCACUAGAGGGACUUGGAAAAGCCAGUCUCUUUUCUGCCUUUAAUGUAAGAUCUCCUCCAUUGACCAAAAUUUGACACACCCGCACAUACUUUUUAUUUAGGGCCUGGCCAACUGUGUCAAGUUAGACAUACCUGCUUAGCUAAUCUCUUCACAGAAAACCCCUCCGCACACAACAUGCUUGUGUCCUCUCAGGCUCCCUGUGGGGCUUCCUCUCACCACAGUCAAGCUUUGUUUCUCAAAGGCCUCACCUGUUACCACGGAUGCCCACAAGGCCUGGACAGUUGCUGUGGCGACAGGCUAGCACUAAUCUCCAGAGAGCUCAGACUUUCUAAAUGAUGCUGAAGGAGCAAAGGCUGAGUCAGAAACACACUUAAAAGAAAAAGAGUAUCCCCUGCAAAAUGUCAAAGGUUCCUGCUUUAUGAAAGAGCAAGCGAGUGAGCUCAAGAAAGACAGAAAAAAAAGAGAUAAAGAAAAAGUCACAGAUUUGUGAUUUUGCUGCUCUCCAGUGGGUUCUUAACUGUGGGAACUCCAUGACAUUGGUUAUGGGUUCUUAGACUCUCAGAAUCUGAAAAUUUACAAUUGGUGGGAUCCCAAAGUUUACCAAGUCUCACUAGUGAAUUGAGAUCUUAAUAUCUCUGACAAGUGGCUGUCAAACUUCACAGCCAAAUCUAUUUAUUUCUUCUAAAAUAUACCUUCUAGGCAGGGCUGGGAGCUCAUUUUCCACACCAUCUUUGGGCAGCUCUCAUCAUCAGAAAGUUUUCCCUGCUUUAAGCUGAAUUCUCCCUCCUGGAAAUUCUUCUUCCUUUUCCCACCCCAUUUGUGCCAGCUCUGCUGUCAGAGAGCUCCCAGUCUCUACUCUCUCUGCCCUGUGGCAGCCUUAGAUGACUUGAAAUCAUGAGAUCUGGGCUCUUCCCUUCUCUAAGUCAAAUAGUUCUAAUCCCCAUCUUCUCCUCAGUCUCCCUUUCCACCAACCCAGCUCUCAAUCAGUCCUGAAUAACCCAACUGGGAAGUAAUGAUUCAAAGCAGGAUAAAUUUAAGGCGGCAUGACCCUGAAAAAAUUGUGAAAAGUGAACUCAGAGGUCCCAAUCCCAACCUUAUUCUCCUGAGAGAGAAACCUGAGUUUCUACCAAAGUACAGAUGUGAAACCACUUCUGGUGGAAGCCACUUAAUUAAACACUCAAAGAAACAAAACCCAAAGAAGCCCUCUAACACCAGAAACAAUCUGAAUGCAUGAGCUCAUGAUUCUAGCUUGUUUGGACAUAGGGACGUAUUUGUUUUUUAACUGAAAUAAUGACAUGGACCUAGCAAUGAUUCCUGAAAAUCUUUUCUCCCAGCCCUGGCCUGAAUGCCUGCUGCCCCCUGCACUAACAUGCCACCCUAGAAAUCACUGGGGAAAUAGGGAGACUCUCUCCCAAGUUUUCUCCUUAUUUCAAAUGCAGCCCAUUGUCCUAGGAAAGAGUAUUGACUAGCAACAAGUCCCACAACUACAUAAAAGGACCCUUUAGAGUCAGCUCUGUGGAGUGCAGAGGACAAGAGCUUUGGGCUUGGAAUCAGGAAACUCAGACUCUUCGCUUAAAUCAAGUGUGACUCUGGACCGGUUACUCUCUAUCACUGAGUCUUGAGUCACUGCUUAUAAAUGAAGGGGACUCUUUGGUUAAUCUGUUAGGUCCCUUCCGGCACUAAUAACUCUGAGACUUUUUCUUCACCUUCAUCAUUUCAGUUGAUCUGCCAAAUAAACCCCAAAGAUGAGGAUUAUCACCCCAAUAUCAUUGUAGCUAACACUGAUGUCAUGCUUACUCAAUACUAGUCACUGUUCCAAGCACUUAACACAAGUUAACCCAUUUACCUUUCCAAAAUCUUUGUGUGGGAAGCACUAUAAUCAACCUCAUUUAAAGACAAGGAAAUAAUGAACAAAGAGGUUCUCUAGCUUGCCUAAGGCCACAUAAUGAGUAAAUGGUAGAGCUGGGAUUCGAACCCACACAGUAAGCUCCAAGGUCUGUGCUCUUCACCACAGUCUCUCCUCCAUUCCUUAGCGAUAAACUGUGAUCCAAAGAGGUUGAGGGACUUGGCCAAGGUCACAUAACCUACAAGUGGAGAGCCACAGUAGAAUUCAAUCCCCAGGCCAUCAGAUUCCAAGUCCACAGGAGAAAUGAUUUAUAUCUGCAAUCUAUUGAUAAAUUAUUUGGCUGUUCAGACUAAUCUGUGGUGAUAUAUGUCUAAUGCUUCUAGGAAGGCGUCUCUGAGGCAAUCAGGUCCUCUAGGGGCCUGAGCAAAAAACACCCAAUGUUUCUGAAGUCCAAGUGCUAGCUUUCCCUACUUUUCUAAGUAUCUGCUCUCCAGGCUCUGAAGCAGUGCUGAAGCAGUGCUGCAAGCAGCCUCCCUGCAUCAGCAAUGGGGAAUAUCAGGGGCAUAACUUAGUAAAGUUCUCUGGCUGUGGAAGAAUGUGGUCCCCUCCCAAGACGGUGGUUCUGGCUGUGCUUUUUACACUGUGGAGUCCCAUAUGGGUCAAGGAUAAUUACUGUUUUUCUGGGCAGUAAUACCCAUCUAUCCAAGUACUAGGAUUUCAGACCAAGAUUCUCAUAAUCCCUCGAUAUAUUAGUACGUAUAUCCAGUAAUCUUUUCUCUCCCACUGAGUAUUCCAGCAAAAAUUGAAAUUUUUACUUAAAAAUUCUUUAACACGCAAGAACCAGUUCAGGGGAACAAGCAUCUUCACAGCAGGUGGAAUCAAGAGUUAAAUGUAAUAGUGGAAAGCUCUUCUACUGGGCAACGAACAGAACUGCUCGUUGGAUGGCAGUUCCCCAGCCCUUCUGUGUGACCUCAUUUCUGCUGAGUGGAAGGCAGCAGCUUCCAGCUGAUUGCGGUAAAUGUUCAUCAGUCAUGGUAAUAGUGCAAUUAGCUACCAGGGUUCAAGCUGCAUAAUAUGUGUUAGUGGCAACAUGUCCCAGUUUUCAUCUUGCUUAACAAUCCAAAUAAAAGAAGAUUAAAAAAAAAAAAAAACCUCUUGACCUCUAAAAAGACAAAAGUAGGCCCAAAGUGCAAUACAGUAUUGUAGCUAUUUACAGACUCUGUUUUAAAUGCAUGUGUAUCUGUAAAUACAACAUGAUUCGUGACUUAUUACUGACUCCUUAGUCUGUAGCAUUAACUUCCAGGAGCAGCAAUGCGGUAGAGUCUACUGAAUGGUCACAGAUUAAUUAAAUGUUAGAUCUGGAAGGGAGCUUAGAGGAAAUCUUGUCCAAGCUCCUUAUUGUACAAAAAGGAAGGCUGAGGUCCAGGGAGGGGGAAGAAAUUUUCUAAGAUCACCCUGAGAGUGGAUUAGUGAUGGAGACAGGAUCCGGUCUUGGAUCAGCUCUAGGAAGAAAUUCACCUAGUCUGUAUCUACUGUGGGUCUGGCAUAUAUGUGUGUGUGUGUGUAUAUAUAUAUAUAUAUAUAUAUAUGAAAACAAAUGAUCCCUGCCUGCAGGUACCUAUAGUCUAAUGGAGGUACUGUUUCUGAAAUAUCAUUAUUCUAAUUUGGCAAGCAUGGUAACAUAGCCUUGAAAACGUUAACAUGCCUAAGUCACUCAGUAUCAUUUGAACCCACCUCUGUCUGACUCCUGUUCUUUCACUUUUCUUCUUCAAUUGUGUAUUUGGGGUGUUGAUAGUGACAGACUUUCAAGGAUUGUCCAAAUUAAUUAAACAGCCUCACUUGGGA
This is a messenger RNA of Phacochoerus africanus (Common warthog), 4739 nucleotides long. RefSeq names its product RAB3B, member RAS oncogene family (gene RAB3B). Lineage: Eukaryota; Metazoa; Chordata; Mammalia; Artiodactyla; Suidae. Gene Ontology annotation, molecular function: GTPase activity; GTP binding. The transcript has 5 exons. The record is from RefSeq and is a predicted model, not a curated record. Bases 160 to 819 code for a protein of 219 amino acids. Gene Ontology annotation, cellular component: plasma membrane; synaptic vesicle; endosome. Gene Ontology annotation, biological process: regulation of exocytosis; protein secretion; protein localization to plasma membrane.